AACAAGUAGAGAGCCUGUUUGGAAUCGAGAAGCCAAAAGCUAUUAGACAAGCGGUCCUCGCAUAUGCUGACGACACUACAUGGAUUGUGAUAGCUUCAAACUCAAAAGUGCAAAUAAAAACUGAUAGUGCUGCUGCAAUUUUAGCAAUAAGAGAUGUGCUAAGUGAAAAGAGCUUCAAUAAAGGACUUAAAAGGAAAAACAGAACAAUUCUCGACAAGAUCACAGAAAUAGUUCAUUUCAAGUCACUUAAUCUUGAGUUGUUAAAGAUUAAAGCAUAUUCGG
Molecule: messenger RNA, 282 nt
Organism: Dentiscutata heterogama
Lineage: Eukaryota; Fungi; Glomeromycota; Glomeromycetes; Diversisporales; Gigasporaceae
Source: the annotation of a GenBank genome assembly